This is a messenger RNA of Myxocyprinus asiaticus (Chinese sucker), 4954 nucleotides long. Its product is annotated as terminal nucleotidyltransferase 5C-like. NCBI's taxonomy places the organism in Eukaryota, Metazoa, Chordata, Actinopteri, Cypriniformes, Catostomidae. The record is from RefSeq and is a predicted model, not a curated record. The transcript has 2 exons. Bases 241 to 1410 code for a protein of 389 amino acids. Gene Ontology annotation, molecular function: poly(A) RNA polymerase activity; RNA binding. Gene Ontology annotation, biological process: mRNA stabilization.
UAGUGCGUAGUGGAAGUGCGGGGAAUCAGGUUGUUUUCUAGCCAGUGGCUCUUCGGCGUAUAAGAGGGCGUGCAUGCGUUUGAGCAUUAGAACUGAAGCUGUGGCACUUAAAGCGUGAUACUGUACGAGUGAGUGAACGAACGGAUGGAUGCGACACCUUAUUUGACAAAUACUACUUUGUGCCUACCACGUUGCUGAACACACCGGGUGGAUUUACUGAGAACAGUAGGAACUGCAUAGAUGGCAAACAUGGCCUCUGCUUCAUCCAGCAGUGAAAGCGAGUCGCAAAGUGUGCUUACCUGGGACCAAGUGAACCGCUUGAAUGAUGUGCUAACGGAAGCUGUGCCAGUCCACGGCCGUGGCAAUUUUCCCACCCUGGAGGUACGGCUGAAGGAUAUUGUACAGAUAGUAAGAACCCGUCUUGAGCUGAGGGGCAUAACGGUCAAAGAUAUACGUCUGAAUGGUUCCACAGCCAGCCACGUACUGGUAAAGGACAUUGGCUGGAGCUACAAAGACCUGGACGUCAUCUUCAGGGUAGACCUUCCUCGGGAAGAGGAGUUCCAGCUCAUCAAAGAUGUGGUUCUGGGCACUUUGUUGGACUUUCUUCCUGAUGGGGUGAACAAAGAGAAAAUCACUUCCAUGACCCUGAAAGAGGCCUAUGUUCAGAAGUUUGUCAAAGUCUACACCGAGCAGGACCGCUGGUCCCUUAUCUCACUGUCCAACAACAAUGGCCGCAAUGUUGAACUGAAAUUUGUGGACUCGAUUCGGAGGCAGUUUGAGUUCAGUGUGGACUCGUUCCAGAUCAUUCUGGACUCUGUGCUGUCGUACUAUGACAUCUCCAAAAGCCCCAUGUCUCGGCACUUCCACCCUACUGUGGUCGGGGAGAGCAUGUAUGGUAACUUUGCUGUUGCUCUGGACCACCUCAGGAACAAGCUUAUUGCAACCAAAAGGCCAGAGGAAAUCCGUGGAGGUGGUUUGCUAAAAUACUGCAACCUCCUAGUGAGGGACUUCAAGCCCACGGACGAAGAGGAGUUCAAGGCCCUGGAACGUUACAUGUGCUCUCGUUUCUUCAUUGACUUUCCUGACAUUGGUGAGCAACAGCGAAAACUGGAGGCUUAUCUGCAGAGCCACUUUGUUGGUGAGGAGAAGAACAAGUACAACUACCUCAUGAUCCUGCGCCGGGUUGUGAACGAGAGCACUGUGUGCCUCAUGGGACACGAGAGGCGGCAAACGCUUAACCUUAUCUCGCUUACAGCAUUUCGGGUGCUUGCGGAGCAGAAUGCCAUACCUGAUGCGUCCAGUGUCACCUGCUACUACCAGCCAGCUCCUUAUGUCAGAGACCUAAACUUCAACAACUACUACGUGGCCUCUUGUAACCAGUCCAUUCCAACUUGGUUGCCUUGUAAAUAAGACACAUCCAAAAACACAAGUUGGCCAGAAAGCUGGAUAUUCGGCCAAAAGGGUUUUUUCCCUUCUGUAGGCAUAAAGGAUAUUUAAAAUGACAAGUGUUUUCAAUUUCUUUCUUUUGCUUUUUUUAAUUUUUGUCUACAGAGGUGUCACGACAUUUUCUAAUCCAAAGCUAUAUAUUUUAGUGCUUGAAUUAAGUAUAUUUCUUUUUUCACUUAAUGUACUAAAUUUUCAGAUUAGUUUUUGUCGCUCUCAGCUCUGACUGAGAUAAAAAUAUUUUCCACAUUGAAAAACUAUUGCCAUAGUGCCUUAAUAUACUCUAACCCUUAAAAGUGAAGGAUAUAUUGGGACAAAAAAAAAAAAAAGAUAUUUUUCCGGUGUGUUAAAACAUAAAAGUGCAAAAUGGCCACUCGCACACAAAAAAAGCAAAAAAUAAAUAUAUAUAAAUAAUUGGCUGAGGAAAAAAAAUACAAAACUUGUAAAAAAUUGGAAGAAAAAGAUAUAAAAGAUUUGAGCACAGGUGAACGUUAUCAGGAGUUUUUUUGGUACACUGGUGGACAGCUAGUUACUUUUGUUCUCAUGAUUUGAAAUGUGAACUGAAUCAUGUUGAAGUAUUCAUAGCAAUGUGCUUCAGUUUGCUGUGUGAAUGCAUAUUACUUUUUUGGUGUUCCACCGUAAGUUUUUGAGAAAUUACUAUAGUGCUAUUUGUAAAUUGUUCAGUCUUGCUUAUGCUCAUGGUGAGACUGAAAUUGGUUGCAACAUGCACAUUAAGAUGGUUUUGUCCUUUUCCAUAGACCUGAGAGAGCAGUAAAAAGGAAUUUUUUUAUGAGGCAAUGUUUAUGAUCUAGAUAAGGAUAUAGUAGUUCAAUCUUCUAGAGAGCGAGAGGGUUAAUCUUGAAUCUCGAUAAUGAAUGUGCGCUUAUGUUUUUGAAUAAGAGGGAAAUGUCAAGGUUCUUCAUAGAAGCAUCAGCUCCUUAGCAUUUUGCAACCAGUAGCAGACUUUGCAUUGCCGUGUGUAACAAGAUCUUCAGUCUCCUGUGGCCUAGCCAAGCCAACUGGUGUCACAGUGCUCUAAAAUUAUCCCUCUCCCUGCACCUCAUGUGCCUUGAAUGGACAGUGUAUGGGGCGGAAUUUCUAAUGGGGCAACUGUCUUUCCUGUGCUUCUGACUCCGGUCACUGUAGAUGAGGGGUGAAUGCUGGUAUGUCACCAAUCCUUUUCUGGUAAUUGAGGGCUGGGAGGAGUUGCCAGAGCCAGGGGCAUACCUUUUACAAUUUCAAAUAGAUGUAAAAGUGUGUGGAUUCCUUUUUCAUUUUUGGCUCUAAUCAAUGUUGCUGUUCAUAAUCUUCAUUGAGCUUUACUAUCUCCUAUCUUGAUUUGGCUGUGAAUUUGAUCGUAAAGGGACAGUUCACACAUAAAUGAAUUGCAGAUGUUGUUCCAAAGCCCAUAUGACUGAUUGACUUCCUUGGAAUACAUAAGGAGAUGUUAUGCAGAAUGUUAGCCUCAGUCAUCAUUCACUUUCAUUGCAUCUUUUUCUGUGCUAUGAAGGUGAUCUUUGGUGACUGAAGCUAACAUUCUGCCUAACAUCUCCUUUUGUGUUCUAUGAAAGAAAGUACUACAGAAUUGUGAGCAAUUUAUUUCAGAAUUUUCAUUUUUGGGUUGAACUAUCCCUUUGAUGACUUUAAUGAACACUGCAAUCAUCAGAGAUAUUAAAUCACUUAUGGUUUGUAUGUAAGACGGUAUUAAAUUAUUUGAAUAGCUAUUCUUGUCUGCCCUCUCCCUGUCCCGUACAUGCUUGUGUGUUCCUCUUUCACCAAUAGUCCAUUCAAAGAAAUGCUGGUGCAUUGUUAGCUGCUCUUAAGUAAUGGCCAACAGCUGCCCCCUGCCCCUCGGUUUCCCCCUGCUCACGUGUCACAGCUCAUGCUGGUUCAGCGCGUACAAGCACCUGCAUUAAAUAAGCACGAGAGCCACGUUCCUUCUCUUAUCUGCUGUCACACAGACUUGUAGGGUUAGGAGAAAGGUCACACCCCAGAGCGUGCUCUGCUAUAAUGGAGUUUUACUUUGUAUAGUGCCCCCCUCCCCAUCAAUUUCUUAAUCUUCUAUUUUUGGACAGUGGAUCAGUGUCUGAACCAACAACAGCACAUAGGUGCCUUUUUUGUGGUGAUCCAUUUGUGUUUGGCCUAUGAGGGUGUAUGAAACGAACAAAAAUACCAUGUAAAUCAUUCUGUCUGUCCAAUUGGUUUUAAUAAUGGUGAAAGAGGAUGAGUGAACUUGGACUUUUUGGUAGGAGAUUGCCCCCCUCUCAACGUUUUGCAACCCUAUUUGUCUAGUAAUUCCAUUUAUUCUGUGUCAUUUUCACAUCUUUUCUACAUCACCCCCGUAAUCUUCGCCAAACCAAAGUGGAAAGUGUGCAAUAAAUGGCAUUUUCAAAAUAUCUAAGGCCAAAUUGCUGGAAAAGAAUGCACUUUAAAGGCCUUGUCGUACUCUAAAGCCCUGUGAGCACAUAUUGUAAGUUCUAUGGGACUUUUUUCUUAUAGUAGAUGAUAGAGGUCUCAGGGAGAUGUCAGGAUGUGACAAAGGGCCACCGUGUAUCUUAAGAAUUGCGACUUGGUUUGAUCAGCACACUUCCUGAAAACAUGUUUGUUUUUUGUUUGUUUUUUUCUGAAAAUCUUUUGUAUUUCCAUUUGACUACAAAAAUGUCAGUUCAGUAGGAACUGGUGUCUCAAACAGUUGUUUAUUUUUAAAUGUCUUGGGGUACCAAUAUGAUCUGUAGUUGUUUUGGCCACAAAAGAAACUUACCUUAAACUGUAAUUUUCAAACAUGCUUGUUAGAAUCUCCUGUUUUUUUUUUUUUUUUGUUUUGUUUUUUUAAGCAUGCUUUUUUAUCUUGUCCAGAUGCGCUUCACUUAUAUAAGGCCUGGUGUGAUGAGGCUUGGCUCAUUUCCUAUUUAAAGUCUGUAUUCCAUAUGUUUCUUGGAAAGGAAGUGUUUAAAAUAGGAGAGCAUGCUUUUGUGUGUUUUGAAUUUAUGAUGUGUUCUAUUUUUAUUUUCUUUGUUCCCUUCUCUCACCUGUAACUCCAUAUUCCCUAGCGGUAGCCCCUCUUUCGUCAGUUGACAAAGGUGUUGGAGCUUUUGUAAUACAGCUCUGAAUGCACCUGUAACUUGGCGUGUGUGUGCAGGGGAGGUUUAUUGGACUUGGACAUGCUUGUCUAGAGUGCAAGUCUUAAUGAUGGAGGCUUUUAAAACCCUUUUGCAAUGUUGCAAGAAGAAUUGUGGAUUUCUGCAUAUUGUUUACUUUUUUUUUUUUUUUUUUUUUUUUGAUUGUUUUAUAUCUGUAGGAUGCUAUUGAAUGUGAGUUUAAAAAAAAAUGAAACUAUGUAUUAUUUUGAAAUAGUUCCUCUUAUGUCGACUUUGAUGUCGGCUUGGUGAUUAUGAUGUAGAUUCAUUAUGCCAUUUCGUUUGUCAGCACUUUUACCUUGCUAUAAUUUUCCUUCGGAUGGAAUUGAAAAUAAGGAAAAUAUGUAACAAGGGGGGAAAAAAAUAAAGUAUUG